Molecule: messenger RNA, 1179 nt
Organism: Blepharisma stoltei
Lineage: Eukaryota; Ciliophora; Heterotrichea; Heterotrichida; Blepharismidae
Source: the annotation of a GenBank genome assembly
AUGGCGGAUCUUUGGAAAAUUUGGAGCGAAAAAGAAAAACAAGCUUUUUAUCAAGCCAUGGAAAUUGAUCCUGACUACAAAGCCCUGCAACUUUAUUUUCUUCAGCUCAGAAAAGUGAUGAUUAUUUAGAACCAAGGCCGAGAAACAGCAGAAAAAGUAAAAUUAUUAUAUUAUCGCGGUUUAAUUACUAUAAAAAAACUCUGUGAAUCAGCAGGAAUGCCCUUGAAUUCCAGUCUCCCUAACCCAGAAUUUUUCAAACUCAGUAAUUUCGAUUUAACCUCCUUAGGCUCUUCAUCACACCUUAAAAAAGAAGUGAGAGCCCUUUCAAAAAAUAUGACCCUUUUCUCAGUAAAAAAUAUUUAGAACUGUAUGAAAGCUUUAUCUUUCACUGUAAAAUCCAAAUAUAACCAUCCCCAAAAAUCCUUAUUAGGCAUCCCUCCACUUUUGCGUCAAUCUGACGAAGAUCGAAUUUGUCAAUUUUGUGGGAAAAAUAAAAAUAGAGGAAGUUUUGUACUGAAGUAUUUUUUAUAUAGAGGAGUACCUGAUACUUUAAACGUCCAAUUAUUGCCGUUUAGCCCAAAUUAUCACAAAGCGCUCGUAAGGCAUGGAUUUAACCCUAGAUUGGAAUUAUAUAUGAGGUCUAAUAUGCUGCUUAUUGAGGUCUUAGAUCAUCUUAAGGUAAAGUGAAACCCUGCAUUUAUAGAGAGCUCUACGAAUGAUUAUAUGAUAGGACUAUUGGCAUCAUGGGAAGGAAAAUUAAUUGAAUUUAAUAGAAGCCAGGAGAAAAUUACUAUUGGGGAUAUUUAUUUAAGCUUGGAAUCACCUGUGCCAUGGCAGCUUUAUUAUUAUUGGAAGCAGAUAGGAGGAGUUUUCCCUGAGCCUCAGCCAAUUAAUAACGAACAAUCUGUGCUGACAAGUUCGCUGUAUUCUAAUUCUAUAUUCCCUACCGAAGAAAAAUCAAACUCUGCUGCUUCUUUGGACAAAAAAGACAAAUCCUUUUUAUUAAGAAGCCCUAACAAGCAGCUGUUUACAAAGACAAAUAAAGAAGUUUUUUCUAAAAGCACUGACGAGAAAUCAAAACUUUCUGCUUAUGAAAGUGCUUUGAUAGAGUUUAAAACUGAAGGAGAAGAGAGCAUGUUUUCUACGUGGUUUUCGUUUAAUAAGAAUCCUAAUUAUUAA